This is a messenger RNA of Perognathus longimembris pacificus (Pacific pocket mouse), 1737 nucleotides long. Its product is annotated as dipeptidase 3-like. The record is from RefSeq and is a predicted model, not a curated record. Gene Ontology annotation, biological process: proteolysis. Gene Ontology annotation, molecular function: metallodipeptidase activity. NCBI's taxonomy places the organism in Eukaryota, Metazoa, Chordata, Mammalia, Rodentia, Heteromyidae. The transcript is spliced from 10 exons. The coding region runs from base 1 to 1494 and encodes 497 amino acids.
AUGCAGCCCGCUGCCCGCCGGGGUCUUCUCGCGCUUGGCGGACGGCCUCCACGGUGUGGCCUGUUCUUGCUCCUGCUCCUGCAGCUGCUGCUGUGGCCCCUGGCCACCCGUGCCCGCACCAUUCCGCUGGCCACCUCCAGCGCCCUGACCAUGAUGGACAUCCCCAGCGACUCGGCCACGAUGGGCGCCUCUAGCGCUCCGACGAUGAUGGCCACCGCUAACGCCCCACACAUGAUGGGCACCUCCCGCACUCCCACUCUACGGGAGCGCGCCCGGGCCCUGAUGCGGGACUUCCCGCUCGUGGACGGGCACAACGACCUGCCUCUGGUCCUGAGACAGUUUUUCCAGAACAAGCUGCAGAAUGUGAAUCUGUACAAUUUCAGCAUGGGUCAGACCAGCCUGGACAGGCUUAGUGAUGGCCUUGUGGGUGCUCAGUUCUGGUCAGCCUAUGUGCCAUGCCAGACCCAGGAACGGGAUGCGGUGCGCCUCACUCUGGAGCAGAUUGACCUCAUUCGCCGCAUGUGUGCUGCCUACUCUGAGCUGGAGCUUGUGACCACAGCUGAAGGUCUGAACAGUACUCAAAAACUCGCCUGCCUUAUUGGUGUGGAGGGUGGUCACUCACUGGAUAGCAGCCUCUCUGUGCUGAGAAGUUUCUAUCUGCUGGGAGUACGCUACCUGAUGCUCACCUUCACCUGCAGCACACCCUGGGCAGAGAGUUCCACAAAAUUCAGACACCACUUGUACACCAAUGUCAGCGGGUUGACAAACUUUGGUGAGAAAGUGGUGGAGGAAAUGAACCGUUUGGGCAUGAUGAUAGACUUGUCCUAUGCCUCGGACACCUUGGUGAGGCGGACUCUGGAGGUGUCAAAGGCCCCUGUGAUCUUCUCCCACUCUGCUGCCAGGGCUGUGUGCAACAAUACACUGAAUGUUCCUGAUGAUAUCCUACAGCUUCUGAAGAAAAAUGGUGGCAUCGUGAUGGUGACACUGUCUAUGGGGAUUCUGCAGUGUGACCUGCUUAGCAACUUGUCCACCGUGGCAGAUCAUUUUGACCACAUCAGGGCAGUCAUUGGAUCUGAAUUCAUUGGGAUUGGUGGAAAUUAUGAUGGAUCUGGCAGGUUCCCUCAGGGGCUGGAGGACGUGUCCACAUACCCAGUGCUGAUAGAGGAGUUGCUGCGUCGUGGCUGGAGUGCAGAAGAGCUUCAAGGAGUCCUUCGAGGAAAUCUGCUGCGGGUCUUCAGACAAGUGGAGCAGGUGAGAGAUGAAAACAGUGGGAAGAGCCCUGUGGAGGUCCAGAUUCCUGACAGGCAGCUAAGCAGCAUCUGCCACUCCCACAUCCAGCCUCUGUCACCCGAUAAACACUCCGGCACACACCUGAAGGUGACCAAGCAGCCAUUCAGUCAGGACAUCUGGAGACCCUCCAAUUGCCCCCCAUGUCCCAUUCCAGGCCUUGUGGCUGCUGCUAUUCUCCCAGUCCUCAUCCUUGGGCUCUGGUGACCAUCAGUCCCUGCAGGAGUCACUGUUGCAAAGUCCCCCAAAGUCCACCCUCCCCCAGGUAUCCAGACUGCAGAACAUAGUUAGAAUAAAUAUUUGAGGCAUUAACCACAUAUGUGUCCUUUCUUCUUUGUGUUGCUCUUUGUUAGAAUGGGUCCUGCAGCCUAGGACCACUUGCUGAAGGUCCCCAGGAGGGGAGAGGCAGCUCAGCAAUUUUGUUUUCUGGUGGUCAUGGGGCUUGAACUC